AUGUCGAUCGAUCUCCUCGAAGCCAAUCAUCCUGCAGCCCUACAACCCGGCAAAGGGCUUCAGCUGUUCAAUCAUCGUCCGGAGCUUCCAUCGUCGAAAACCACCAUGGCUUUCAACGACUACUUCGUCACCACGUCACAGCCGAUGCACGAGGUGAAGAGGCUGGAGAACGUUAUUACUCGCGGCGGCGGCGACAAACACAACAAUAUCAGUGGUACUACUACUACCACCACCAUAUCCUCGUCGCUUGAGCUUCUCAAAAGCUACGGGAAAGGGUUCAGGAAGCUCGACGCAGUCCAAUCUCGCGAUGAAACGACGACGAAGAAGAGGAAGCUGUCGACGGAGGAGGUGAUGAGGGUUGCUGGAGAGAGGUACAUCCAGCUGUCGGACAGCCCGAGGUGCGACGACUUCACCAUGCUGAUGCACCCGUUCGGGUACGCGCUCCCCUCGGCGCUGUCCGAGGGGGAGAUGAUGGACGUGGAGCUGGCCCACCUUCUCUUCGCCGCGGCGGAGAAGGUGGGCUACCACCACUACGACCGCGCCAGCAGGCUGCUGACGCGGUGCGAGUGGAUCGCGUCGGACCGGUCCAACGCGGUCCAGCGGGUCGUGCACUGCUUCGCGGAGGCGCUCCGGGAGCGGAUCGACCGCGGGCUCGGGAGGUUGUUCCUCGGGAUCCCGGAGGUGUACGGAUCGUCCGCCUCCGCGAGCUCGAUCUCCAACGGAUUUGGUAUGAACCUGUCGUCCAUCUGUCUCCACCAGCAAGUCCCCUUCAGCCAGGUCCUCCAGCUGACGGCCGUCCAGGCCAUCGUGGAGAACGUCGGCUCUGCCAGGAAGCUGCACUGCAUCGACCUGGAGAUCCGGAGCGGCGUGGUCUGGACGGCGCUGAUGCAGGCCCUGUCGGCGAACCAGGCCGACGGAGGAGGAGUGGAGCACCUCCGGGUCACCGCCGUCGUCCGGAUCUCGGAGCGGUUCGAGGUCGACGACACGGGGAAGCGGCUGGAGAGCUUCGCCCGCUCCAUCAACUUCCCCUUCAGCUUCCACGUCGUGUACGUGGCCGAGAACCUGAGCGAUCUCAGGGAGGACGCGUUUCGGAUCGGUUUCGACGAGUCGGUGGUCGUGUUCUGCUCUUUCGUCCUCAGGACGCUGCUCGCCCGCCCACACCGCUUGGAGAACUUGAUGAGAGUGAUAAAGAACCUCCACCCAACCCUAAUGGUGGUGAGCGAGGCCGAGGCGAACCACAACUCCCCCGUCUUCGUCACCCGCUUCAUCGAGGCCCUGUUCUACUACAGCGCCUACUUCGACAGCCUCGACACGUGCAUGGAGAACACCGAGCACCGGACCAUGAUCGAGGCCACGCUCUCGUACGGCCUCAGGAACAUCGUGGCCAUGGAAGGCAACGAGCGGAGCGCGAGGAACGUGAAGCUGGAGGUGUGGAGGGCGUUCUUCUCCAGGUUCAGGAUGGUGGAGCUAGGGUUCAGCGAGUCGUCGAUGUACCAGGCCGGGCUGGUGAUCAAGCAGUUCCCGCAGUGGAAGUGGUGCAGCGUGGAGAAGGAUGACAACAAGGGUCUCGUUGUCGGGUGGAAAGGGGCGCCCUUGUUCUCGCUCUCCGUGUGGAAGUUCUCUCGGGAUAGGUUGGGGAGGUUCUUUAACUAUCGUUUCGGUUGAUUAUGUUUCAAUAUACAGUUAGUUUAUAUAAUAACUGUCUAGUUUUAACUUUGUUUUUUCACUUGCUGCU
This is a messenger RNA of Linum tenue, 1735 nucleotides long. The record is from the annotation of a GenBank genome assembly. NCBI's taxonomy places the organism in Eukaryota, Viridiplantae, Streptophyta, Magnoliopsida, Malpighiales, Linaceae.